This is a messenger RNA of Erigeron canadensis, 578 nucleotides long. Its product is annotated as molybdopterin synthase sulfur carrier subunit. Lineage: Eukaryota; Viridiplantae; Streptophyta; Magnoliopsida; Asterales; Asteraceae. The transcript is spliced from 2 exons. The coding region runs from base 138 to 449 and encodes 103 amino acids. Gene Ontology annotation, cellular component: cytosol. Gene Ontology annotation, biological process: Mo-molybdopterin cofactor biosynthetic process. The record is from RefSeq and is a predicted model, not a curated record.
GCUCUGUUACAUUUGUUUAUUUUACAGAACUUUUUCAAUAUUUCAUUACAACACUUUACAUCUUUUGAAGUUGUAUAACUUGAAUUCGAUCCUUUCAAUUUGCGCUUCAAUCCAUCAAAGGAUCGAGAACUUCUGUCAUGGGUUCUUCACAAGAAGAGGGGAUUAAACAAGAUGUCUCACAGACAGAAAGUGAGAACGGGUCUUUUGAGAUUAAGGUAUUGUUUUUUGCACGAGCUAGAGAUCUAACGGGGUUGAGUGAAAUGAAAUUUGAAGCGUUGCCUGGUACUACUGCCGGUGAUUGUUUAGAUAAACUUGUUGUCAAGUAUCCGGGCUUGAAAGAGCUCCGUGGAUGCAUGGUGUUGGCAUUGAAUGAGGAAUACACGAGUGAGUCUGCACUCGUGAAGAGUAGAGAUGAGUUGGCUAUUAUACCUCCCAUAAGCGGAGGCUAGAAUCAAAUGUAUAUAUCCACAUAUUCAAGUUUCUUUCUUGUUUAAUGAUACUUAUAAACGUCUGAUCCUGUUUUACAUAAUGAGUGUAUUGUUUACUUGAAUGGAGUUACUUCGAGCUUUGGGUACUCA